Messenger RNA from Homalodisca vitripennis (glassy-winged sharpshooter), 685 nucleotides. Its product is annotated as probable ATP-dependent RNA helicase DDX52. The coding region runs from base 71 to 685 and encodes 204 amino acids. The transcript is spliced from 5 exons. Lineage: Eukaryota; Metazoa; Arthropoda; Insecta; Hemiptera; Cicadellidae. The record is from RefSeq and is a predicted model, not a curated record. Gene Ontology annotation, molecular function: ATP binding; RNA helicase activity; nucleic acid binding.
CGACAUUUAUCGUAAGUUGACAGGACACAGUCCUAGAGUAGGCUUUAGGACUAAGGAGCAAAUAGAAAAGAUGAACAACAUAACUACUAACAAAGCACCAAAUGUUUCAACUGAUUUGAAUAAGCCCAUUAAGAGAAGUCGCUCUGUUGACAACAUCGAAGAGAAUUCUAGCGAUGAAGAUGAGCUAACUCUGUUGGAUGGAAUCAAAUCAAGUACCAAAACUGAAAAUUCAAAGCACAAAAAGAAGAAAAAAGGUGAGGCUGGGAAAAGUAAGAAGCAAAAACUAGCAGAAUUGGAGCAAGAAAGGAUAAAUCGCUUGAGAAAUGUUCACCGUAUCACUGCUGUGGGGGAGAACCCUCCCCCUCCGGUAGAGAGCUUUGAACAGUUACAUCUGGAGUACAAAGUGAGCAAUAUUAUCAUCAAGAACUUAGUUGCUUCUGGGUAUGAAACACCCACCCCCAUCCAGAUGCAGGCCAUCCCAGCAAUGAUACAGGGGCGACAGAUCCUAGCCUGUGCUCCCACAGGAUCGGGGAAGACGUUAGCGUUUCUGGUUCCCAUCCUGCAGAGUCUGGCCUCACCCAAGAACUCAGGAUUCAGAGCCCUGAUUGUCUGUCCUACCAGAGAACUGGCUCAGCAAACGUUUCGAGAAUGUGCUUGGCACGCUCAGUGGAGGGCACAGGUUUGA